This is a messenger RNA of Cynara cardunculus var. scolymus (artichoke), 2430 nucleotides long. Its product is annotated as O-fucosyltransferase 34-like. Gene Ontology annotation, cellular component: cytoplasm. The transcript has 8 exons. NCBI's taxonomy places the organism in Eukaryota, Viridiplantae, Streptophyta, Magnoliopsida, Asterales, Asteraceae. The record is from RefSeq and is a predicted model, not a curated record. The coding region runs from base 521 to 2125 and encodes 534 amino acids.
GAUUGUAUCACAAAAAUACCGACCGACCUUCUGUGAUUCUCUUAUCUUUUUUCUCCUCCACCGUCGUUGGCUACUUCCGGCGACUCCUUACCUGUACCCAUCAAAAACUGACACCCACAAGCGUCCAUUUUUCUCAUUUUUAAUCAAAUGUUUUAAUUGGUCGUUGUCGUUGUCGGUGGCUGUUAAAUGUCGUGAAGAUUAAUAUUUCUUUAAUGCCGAUCGAGGGUGUUUUUGGAUUCAUGAUUUCCCAAAUGGGUUAUUGAAAAUCACAGGGUUUUGUAGGAAGGAAAGAAAUCUUGGUCCAUAUUUCCCUGAGAUUUAAUUAAGACUUGUAAAUGUUGUUUCGAUUUUUGGUAGGUAACUCUGCAAUUGAAUUCUAGUUGGAUCGGCCUUGAUUUCCCUUCAUGUAUUUAGAAAUUCUUGGAUCUUGAAACCCAUUAUCGGUUAUUGGAUUCCUUUCUUUAUCAAUUCAGAUCCUUCCUUUUUGCCAAAAGAUAAAUUUUUAGGGUUUUUGUAGUGGAUGAAUGGAAGAGAUAUGUACAGGGUAGAGGAUAAAGAUAAGAAAAGGAGGUUUGGAAUUGGAAUUGGAUUUGGGAUUGGAAUUGGAAUUGGAAUUGGAAUCGGAAGGAUGGGAUGGAAGUCAUUAGGAGAAGGUCGAGUAGAAAAGUUUAAGGCUAAUGCAAGAUCUCCAAAAAUGAAGCUAUGGAUAAUUAGGGCUACAACAAUGGUGCUAUUGUGGACUUGUUUGGUUCAGUUAACAGCAUUAGGUGAUACAUGGGGUCCUAGGGUUUUGAAAGGUUGGCCUUCUUCUUUCACUCAAGAUUCCCAUUCUGCUACUGCUUUAGAUGUCAAGUUUCUACCCACUGCUCCUGCUAGAGUUCUUCCACCCAAGAGGGUUUAUCAAAACAAUGGUUACCUAAUGGUUUCAUGUAACGGAGGACUCAAUCAAAUGCGCUCUGCAAUUUGUGAUAUGGUUGCUAUCGCAAGAUUUUUGAACGUUACUCUUAUAGUUCCGGAGCUGGAUAAAACUUCUUUCUGGGCUGAUCCAAGUGAGUUUGAGGACAUUUUUGACGUGAAUCAUUUCAUUACGUCCUUGAGAGACGAGGUCCGGAUACUGAAACAGCUUCCUCCGAGACUUAAAAAGAGAGUGGAAUCGGGAAUCGUGCAUACAAUGCCUCCUGUUAGCUGGUCCGAUAUUUCUUAUUAUCAUAACCAGAUUCUUCCUUUGAUUAAAAAACACAAAGUUGUGCAUUUGAAUAGAACCGAUGCUCGGCUUGCCAAUAACGGUCAGCCUCUAGAACUUCAGAAGCUCAGAUGCCGAGUAAAUUUCAACGCUUUAAGAUUCACUCCUCAGAUAGAAUACUUGGGUAGACGUGUUGUACAGCUUUUGAGACGAAACGGGCCGUUUUUAGUGCUUCAUCUCAGAUACGAAAUGGAUAUGUUAGCGUUUUCUGGAUGUACUCAAGGAUGCAAAACGGAUGAGGUGGAAGAGUUGACCAGGAUGAGAUAUGCAUACCCAUGGUGGAAAGAAAAGAUUAUAAACUCCGAGUUGAAAAGGAAAGACGGUUUAUGCCCUUUGACUCCCGAGGAAACUGCCCUUACGUUAAGGGCACUGAACAUUGAUAGCGACAUCCAGAUUUACGUUGCUGCUGGUGAAAUAUACGGAGGUCAAAGGAGAAUGGCGGGUCUUGCGUCCGCUUUUCCUAAGCUGGUAAGAAAAGAGACUCUAUUAGGAGCAGAUGACCUUCAAUUUUUCCAGAACCAUUCGUCACAAAUGGCGGCAUUGGACUAUUUGGUAUCGUUAGAAAGCGACAUAUUUAUCCCUACCUAUGACGGGAACAUGGCCAAAGUGGUAGAAGGCCAUCGAAGAUAUUUGGGGUUCAAGAAGACGAUAUUAUUGGAUAGAAAGCUUGUUGUUGAGUUAAUAGAUCGAUAUACGAGUGGAUCAUUGAGUUGGGACGAGUUCUCAGGAGCCGUUAAGGCUGCACAUACAGCAGCACGAAUGGGGAGCCCGAAGAAAAGAGUGGUUCUUCCAGAGAGACCAAAAGAAGAAGAUUACUUCUAUGCCAAUCCAGAAGAAUGCCUGCAGCCAUUAGAGAGUGAACCUUUGAGCAUCCUAAGAUGAGGGCCUUUGAGGGUUGGGAUCUUUAUCUAUAAAAAGCGGGUGAAGCUGGUGCAGCGGCCACGGCUCAAUGGUGCACGAUACGGGUCUAUUUGGAUAUCGAGGGUGGUGGGAGACAUCGAUGUCGAAAGGGUUAUGAUCUUGGUAGGGGUUGAGGUGAGAUUGGGGGGUUAUUAUGAGUAUGUUUCUUUAUUUUGACAUAUUAUUGGUAAUAAUGGUAAUUGAUGUAUAGGAAGGUGCCCUGGCAUUGCAGGGUUAUAUAAACCACUCAUAUGUACACGUCUAUUCCAAAUGUCAUAGAUUCGUUU